AUGGAAGUUCCAGUUUCAAGUAAGGAGCGGGAAAUUGAGGAGUUUAGCACUGAAUCAUUAAUCGUGUUGAGCAAGGCCAGUAGGGUAUUUAAUAUGGGUCUACAAUUGGGAAGGAAUAUUAUGAUUACCAGUCUUUUUGUUUCUUCUGUUCCAUUAGUUCUACCUCCACUUCUCAUGGUAUCUGCACUUGGUUUUGCUUUCUCAGUACCCAUUGGGGUACUCUUUGCAAGCUACACUUGUACUGAAAAGAUCAUGAGCAAGCUGCUUCCAGUACCUGGGCUUCUUCCUGAUUCUGUAGAUUCCGUAAUCGAAGCAGAAGAAAGAUACCAGUGUGAGGACAGUAUUCAAUUGCUUGAUCUAGAGCAUGUGGCAGAAAUUGAAGAGGAAGAAGAAAAAGAAGAAGAGACUUCUGCAAUAGAUGACGAUAUUUGGAUAAGUGAAGAGGGAGAUAUGAGUGAGUACUUGGAAGUAAAUGAUGAGGUUACAAUUGAUGGAGUUCCAGAAGAGGAAGAGAUGCCUGUUGACCAAGUAUGCCAACUUGUUGUUGAUAUUGAGAGAGAUGAGAAAUAUGGUACUACUGUAAUUGUGGUGGAGGAAACAAUUGCUACAUUUGGUGGCCAAGUUUCUCUUGAGGAGGAGGGGGAUAUGAAUAUUAAAGAAGAUGAUUUCAGUAGAGAGACCACCAACCUACUUGAAAGAUUCAGAGAUGAAGACAAUAAUACUGAGAAACCCGUGACAGAGAUGAAAGGAGCUGAAAGAAGGGUGGGUGAGAUUCAUGAGAAGGAAAAUGAGAGUAAUAAGGAACUGAAUGUUGCAGAGCUUAGUUAUUUAUCAAAUGGAAAUACACCUGAGACAGUUGGAUAUGGCUCUGUAGAUGUUACUGAUAAAGAUAGUGUCAAGAAUGUCGACAAUGGCACUCCAGAAGCUAGUGCAGGUGGUUUGCAGACUUCUGGGGCAGAUGAGAAACCUGAAACUAAACUUGAUAGGAUUGAUACUCAAGUAUCCAGUAAGGAUGCAACAACAGAAGAACAGCAACAAGAAGAAGAAAAAAUAUGGAAGCAAAUGAAUGCAUUGCGAGAAAUUAUCGGGUACAAAGGCGGCGGUGAGACUUAUGGAUCUUGUGUUGAUGAACUGAAAGCUCUUUUCGUUUUAACUGGAGUGGAACCACCUGCUUCUUUUAAUGAACAAGCCCCCCUUGCUCUUGCUGAUGUCAAUGAUAGCCUUCAGUUCCUUAAAUCUGUAGUGGGAGUAAAGUAAGACUCGGUUAUUGCUAUGUUGUUUUUGUUAUUAUAAUUCGGAAUACUUUGCAACUUGGGUGAAGAUUUUAGUAUUGAUGUUCUUAAGAUACUGUUUCUAUGUUUUUGAUUAAUGUAUGCUUAUCAAAUUGGGUAGAUUGAAUGAAUGUUUAUUGUUUGUGAAAUGCAGCAUAAUACUUUGUUUGUGUGUU
Impatiens glandulifera is the source of this 1447-nucleotide messenger RNA. RefSeq names its product enolase-phosphatase E1-like. Lineage: Eukaryota; Viridiplantae; Streptophyta; Magnoliopsida; Ericales; Balsaminaceae. The coding region runs from base 1 to 1257 and encodes 418 amino acids. The transcript has 3 exons. The record is from RefSeq and is a predicted model, not a curated record.